Messenger RNA from Macrosiphum euphorbiae (potato aphid), 468 nucleotides. Lineage: Eukaryota; Metazoa; Arthropoda; Insecta; Hemiptera; Aphididae. The record is from the annotation of a GenBank genome assembly.
AUGGACCAGUCGGGAGUGGCGGGAUCGGGACGGAGAUAUUCUGCUCGCCGGAUAUUUUGGUCCUCACUUGAUUGUCAGCUGUUUUGCGUAUUGAACACUUGGCCUCCUUAUCUUAUUAUUCGCUCGCACCACGACCACCGCCAACAGCUGCAGCAGGCUCGUAUUCGACGUGCGACGAUAUUGUUAAUAUUUCUGGCCGAGAGGAUCGAGGAAAAAGAUUGUGUGCAAUUCGGAGAGGAAAAUUUCGGACCUAACCUAACCCUCGGUCGCUCUACAUUAUAUGCACAAGUGCACAACACGACAUUUAUUAUUCAACUAUUGAUAUUUAUCGUCGAUCGAUGGUCGGAAAAGUCGCGUGUGUCGCAAUUAAAUAAAACUACUGUCGUCUGGUCGAAAUACAAUUUUCAAUGCCACCACUUCAACUACUGGCACAGUUGUACUGCGCUUAGGUAUUCGAAUGCUCGAUAA